This is a messenger RNA of Schizosaccharomyces octosporus yFS286, 702 nucleotides long. RefSeq names its product proteasome regulatory particle. The transcript has 2 exons. Lineage: Eukaryota; Fungi; Ascomycota; Schizosaccharomycetes; Schizosaccharomycetales; Schizosaccharomycetaceae. Bases 1 to 702 code for a protein of 233 amino acids. The record is from RefSeq and is a predicted model, not a curated record. Gene Ontology annotation, molecular function: protein binding. Gene Ontology annotation, biological process: protein localization to ciliary inversin compartment. Gene Ontology annotation, cellular component: ciliary inversin compartment.
AUGUAUGCAAGUCUGGGACAAGCGAUACAGGAAAACUGCGGAAUUGAAUAUGUUCAAAGAACAAUUACAGAAGAUCGUAAUACUUUGAACACUCCUGAUGCGGAUAAACGAACGCCGUUUCAUUGGGCUUGUUCUAUGGGAAAACUGGACAUAGCUGAAUAUCUUUUAAAACAAGUGGAUAUUAAAGCAGAUGAAAAAGACGAAGCUGGUUGGACUCCUCUCAUGGUUGCUAUCUGCAACAAGGCCAUUCCUGAUUCAUUCAUUGAGACCCUUAUGGAACGCUCUGAUGUCAAUAUAGAGACAACUACUCGCGGAGGACAAACGUGUCUUCAUUAUGCCUCUGGAAAAGGUCGACUUAAUAUUGUUCAAAAGCUUUGCGAGCGUAGCCCCCGCUUAAUAAGAACGAGGGAUCUCCAAGGACAACAACCGCUGCACCGGGCAGCCGCAGUAGGCAACUCCAAUGUCGUAAAAUAUCUUCUUUCUCAAAAAUGUCCGUUGAAUGCUUCUGACUCGUUUGGCUUUACCGCUCUUCAUUUUGCUUUAGCAGAGGGUCACCCAGACAUUGCUAUUGAUUUAAUAAAGUCUAAUGCCGAUACUCUACGCACUGACAAAGAAGGUCAUACAGCUUUGGAUGUCUGUAUGGAUCGUAGCAUUCGACAGGAAUUUAUCGGAAGAUGCAAGCAAGAAGGACUGGACUUAUAG